This is a messenger RNA of Miscanthus lutarioriparius, 2049 nucleotides long. NCBI's taxonomy places the organism in Eukaryota, Viridiplantae, Streptophyta, Magnoliopsida, Poales, Poaceae. The record is from the annotation of a GenBank genome assembly.
AUGAGGGCGGCGCCCUUCAGUGCCGACGGGAGCGGGGCGGGGACCAUAGAGGCGCUGCUUUGGCCGGACGGGAAGGGCGGCGGCGGACGGGACCUGCUGGUGGAGCCGACGUCGGUGCUCGACUGCAGACGGAGCCCGAGCCCGCCGCACUCGACAUCGACGCUGUCUUCGUCCCUGUGCGGCGCCGCGGGGGACUCCUCUUCCGGCGUGGCAGCGGAUUCGGAGAACAGUGCCGCCGCCGCCGAAGCCACCAAAUGGGCGGCGCCAGGCGAGCACGGCGGCGGCGGCGGCGGUGGAGGCGGGAGGAAGGAGGAGUGGUCCGGUGGUGAGCUGCCACCCAUACCGGGGACCCUGGACGUCGGGUUCAUCGGGGAGGAGGGCUGGGACGCCAUGCUCAGCGACGCCGCGGCGGUGGCCGGCCAGGACCAGACAUUCCUCAACUGGAUCAUGACCGCGCCGGGCGACAUGGAGCCGCCGGCGCCGGCGCUCCUCGGCAAUGCCGCCGGCUUUGGGUUCCCGACCUCGGACCCGCUCGGGUUCUCCCUGCAGCAUCACCCAGGCGGUAGCGGCGGCGCCUCGGCCGGGGCGCUGGCCUCCGACCUGUCGUCCCCCGGCGCGAGGUCGCUCACCAGCGGCAGCGGCGGCAGCAGCAGCAAGGCCACUUCCACUUUCGGCCUCCUACCAACCGAGGCGGUGCUUCAGCCGCCGCCGCUGGCCACGACCAUGCCUUUCCACGACGGUGGCGACAUAAAGCCCCGCUUCUUGGAGUCCCGUCGGCAAGUCUACUCUCAAUCAACAACAGACGCUGCCGGCGGCCUCCUUCUUCAUGCCGCUCCACACCUUUCCCGACCAUCAGCACCAGCCACAUCUCCCGCCCCCGCCGAAGCGCCACCACUCUAUGCCCGACAACCUGUUCCUCCUCCAAAACCAGCUCCACCCGCCGCCGCCGCAGGGUCUACCAUUCCCACCACUGCAUACCACCGGGCCCUUCCAGCUCCAGCCAUCGCUGCAACCGCCGCGGGGAGCGAUGAAAACAACCCCGCGCCGCAGCAACAUCAACAGCUUCUGGACGAGCUUGCUGCCGCGGCAAAGGCGGCUGAGGAGGCCCUCCUCCUCGCGCUCACCGACGGCCACCAAGGCUCCACUCGCCUAACCUCCCCGCUCGACGUCGCCCUCAAGCUCGGUGCAUACAAGUCCUUCUCCGACCUCUCGCCUGUGCUCCAGUUCGCCAAUUUCACGGCCACUGAGGCGCUUCUCGACGAGAUCGCCUCAACAACUUCAUCUUGUAUCCGCAUCAUUGAUUUCGACCUUGGUGUUGGCGGCCAGUGGGCUUCCUUCUUGCAGGAGCUUGCACACCGCCGUGGAACUGGGAACAGCCCCCUGCCAAUGUUGAAGCUCACAGCCUUCGUCUCAAGUGCUUCCCACCACCCACUUGAGCUGCAUCUUACUCGGGAGAACCUCUCGCAAUUUGCAGUGGACCUUGGCAUUCCAUUUGAGUUCACUGCCAUCAAUCUCGAUGCAUUUGAUCCAGCGGAACUCAUUCCUCCUACUGCCGAUGAGGUUGUUGCUGUUUGCCUCCCUGUUGGUUGCUCUGCACGCACGCCACCACUUCCAAUGUUGCUUCAGUUGGUGAAACAGCUUGCUCCUAAGAUUGCCGUGGCUAUUGACCAUGGGAGUGACCGGGGUGACCUCCCAUUUUCACAGCACUUCAUGAAUUGCUUCCAGUCUUGUAUGUUGCUUCUCGACUCACUUGAUGCUGCUGGCACCAAUGCGGAUGCUGCCAGUAAGAUUGAGAGGUUUCUGAUCCAACCAAGAGUGGAGGAUGCUGUACUUGGGCGGCGGAUAGCUGAAAAAGCAAUGGCUUGGCGGGCAGUGUUUACAUCGGCCGGGUUUGCUCCAGUGCCGCUCAGCAACCUUGCAGAAGCACAAGCUGACUGCCUCUUGAAGCGGGUGCAAGUCCGAGGAUUCCAUGUGGAGAAGUGUGGAAUGGGUCUAGCACUCUACUGGCAGCGCGGCGAGCUUGUGUCUGUCUCGGCAUGGCGGUGCUGA